UACUCACCAGAGUCCAGAGUCCAGAGUCCAAAACCCUCACACUCACACUCCUGUCUGAUAAAACCCCAUAUAUGAUAUAGCCUGUGCUCUUUUCACUUCUUAAACCCCAUAAUUCAAUCCAGAAAUACAUAUAUUCUCAACUUUUGAGCACAAGGGUCGUUCUUGAAUCAAUGGACUCAGAGGAAGCUGUAUCAAAAGCAUCUCUUUCUUGUGGGAAAUCGCCAGGUUCUUUGUCUUUGGAUACUAAUUUAGUUAAAGAUUCCAGCUUUUUGAAUGUUUAUGCUAGUAGUGAUAGUACUAGCAAUAGUUCUGGUUUUGUUAGUUUAAGUAGUGAUGAUAAUGGUGUUAUGAGCAGUGAGGAGGGUUUUGAAACUGCUUCUGAGAAGACAGUUCUUGAGUACCAGGGCAGUGGAGGGACUGACAUUAGUACUGGUGGUGGUGGUGAUUCUUGUGAAAAUUUUGUUGGGUUUACGCGGUUUUCGAUGUCGAGCGAGGAUGUUGUUGGGGAGUUUGGUGAUGAUUGUGUUGGGAAAAAUGAUGAAGUUGGAGUCUUGGAAGGUGGUGAGGUUGAAGGGAAAUUAGGUGGUAGUUGUGAGGCCUUUUCUGGGGAGGAAUUUAGUGGAAGUUUUGCUGGGUUUUCAGAGUUUUCGAAGUCAAUUAGGGAUGUAGUAGGGGAGGUUACUAAUGAUGUUAAAAAUCCAAAUGGAGUUGGAGUCUGGGAGGGUGGUGAGGUUGAAGAGAAGUUAGUAGAUAGUUGUGAGGAUUUUUCUGGUGAGGAUGUAGUAGGGGAGGUUAGUGAUGAUGGUUGUGUCGGAAAUAUUCAGGAUGAUGAAAAAGAGGGGGUGACACAGGCCGAGGGUGGAGGAACCGGAGCAGAGGCUAUGUUGGAGGAUAAUGUUCACGGGGAAGUUGUUUUGACCUGCAAUGCGAUAAGUGAUAAUGCAAUUGGAUCUCUCGCUUUGGUUGAUCAGAUGGAAAUUGUAGCAAAUAGUCCAGUCAAGGUGGAAGAAUACAAAGAAACUGGUGAUGCCUAUAUACAGCCUCAAGAAACUUAUGAUGUCAAUUUAAGUGUUCAAAAUGAAACUAUUGAAAAUAAGAUUUCAGGAAAAUUAUUUUCCGAUAAUUCUUCUGAACUAAAUCUUGCUGAAAGGAAAACAAUUAAAGGGGAAGAUGGAAUGAAAGUCGUCAUAAAUGGAGUAAAUAAUAUGAAAGGUUUAGGUUCAGAAUGGGUGACAGAUGGUAUGAUCAUGGGAAGUUCUAUAGCUGCAAAGCGAGUUCGUAAUGAGCUGAAUCCAGAAUUAAGUGGAUAUUCACAACCAGAUGCAAAGAGUUCUAAUUUUAUACAGGAAUUUAAUGGUCAUAAUGUGAUGGAGUCAGAUGGAGUUGACAAUGAUGAAGAAGAAGAAGAGGAGGAGGAAGAGGGUAAAUUAUUGUUUGAUUCAUCAGUUUUAACAGAUUUAUUGAAAGCAACAUUAAAUGUUGGGUCAGGAGGCAAUUUGCCAGUUACUUUGCAAGAUUUGUCUAGGCUUAUCUCAUUCGAGCGGCCUGCUUGUUUGGGAUCCUCGGUGCAGUCUUUUCAGCCUGCUGCCAGGCCUAAUGGCUCCAAUUUUUUCAGGCCUUCAGGUUUUGCUAACAUUGAAGAAUCUGUAAACACCUUGAGUGAGGAGGAAAAAAGGAAGUUGGAGAAGUUACAAUCAAUCAGGGUGAAAUUCUUAAGAAUUGUUAAGAGAUUAGGCCUAUCUGGAGAUGAUCCCCUAGUAACCCAGGUUUUGUACCAUCUGCGACGUAUUGCGGGAAGGCAACGUGGUCCACUUUUUGGCCUUGAUGCUGCAAAGCGAACAGCUCUUCAGCUUGAAGAAGAUGGGAAAGAGGACACUGACUUUUCCUUGAAUAUCCUCAUACUUGGGAAAUCAGGAGUUGGUAAGAGUGCAACUAUAAAUUCAAUAUUCGGGGAAGAGAAAGUACGAAUUGAUGCAUUUCAGCCUGCCACAUCUACCGUGAAAGAAAUUACAGGUGUGGUGGAUGGAGUUACAAUCCGGGUCUUUGACACACCAGGACUCAAGUCUUCGGCAAUGGAACAAUAUUUCAACCGUGGUGUCUUGUCUUCUGUAAAAAAGUUCACUAAGAAAAUACCCCUUGAUGUCGUCUUGUAUGUGGAUCGCCUGGAUGCCCGAACCCAAGAUCUUGAUGACUUACCUUUACUGCAGUCAAUUAACAUAUCUCUUGGAUCUUCUUUGCUGCAAAAUGCCAUAGUAACUCUUACUCAUGCAGCUUCUGCGCCUCCAGAAGGACCUUCCGGUUCUCCUAUAAGUUAUGAUGCAUUUGUUACUCAAUGUUCCCGUGUUUUAAAGAGUUCUAUCGAAAAAGCUGUCGGUCAUCGAAACAUGAAUGGUGUUUGUCUUGUUGAGAACCACCUAGCGUGUCGAACAAAUAAAGGACAAAAGGUGCUUCCCAAUGGUCAAAUCUGGAAGCAACAGUUAAUGAUAAUGUGCCACUCUAUUAAAAUUUUGAAUGAAGCAAACUCUAUCUCAGAGCCUCAAGAAUCAUUCAGCCACCAUAGGAACUUUGGGUAUUUUAGCAGCGUCAGCCGCUCACUUCCGUCCCUGAUGUCUUUGACUCUAGAGUCCCAAGUGCACCAAAAGCUACUGUCAUAUGAACAGGGUUGUUAUAAUUGUGAAGCUGAUAUUGACUUGGAAGAUUUAUCUGAUUCUGACAAAGAUGAAGAUGAAUAUGAUCAACUUCCCCCAUUUAAGCCUCUUAAAAAAUCUCGACUUUCAAAGUUGAGCAAGGAGCAGAGAAAAGCGUACUUUGAGGAGUACGAUUACCGUGUGAAGGUUUAUCAGAAGAAGCAAUGGAAAGAGGAGUUAAAAAGUAUGAAAGCGCUGAAGAUAAAAGGCGAGGGUUCUACAAGUGAUGAUAAUUACACUGAUGAAGAUCCAGCUGAUGAGGGAUCUUUCCCAUCACCCUCCCAGUUUCUAGCACAUCCCAUUCUAGAUCCUAGUGGCUGGGAUCAUGACUGUGGUCAAGUUGGGGUUCAGCUUUUAAAAAGAAUAGCCACUUCCAGUAGAUUUCCUGCUGAAAUUGAUGUUCAGCUCUCUAAAGAUAAGAACAAGUUCACCAUUCACUUGGUAUCCUCCAUUGCAACAAAGCAUGGGGAGAAAGGAUCAAGUAUGGCUCGCUUUGACCUUCAAAAUUUAGGCAACCAGCUUGCUUACAUCAUCAGAGGUGAAACCAAGCUCAAAAUUUUCAAGAGAAACAAGACCGCAGCUGGCAUAACUAUCACACGCAUAAAUGAUAAUGUUAUCACUGGUUUGAAGCUUGAAGAUCAGAUGACUAUUGGAAGGCAGUACUCUGUAGCUGCUAGUGCAGGCAUGGUCCGAUCUCAACAGGAUGUAGCAUAUGGAGCCAAUAUUGAUAUCCAGCGUAGGGAACAUGAUUAUCCGAUAGGACGGAUUCAAUCGUUACUUGGUCUUUCAAUGAUGUGGUUGGGAGGGGAAUUUGCCUUAGGGUUGAAUAGUUUUGCGCAGUUUUCAAUUGGACGGAAUUCCAAGGUGGAUGUUAGAGCCAAUAUAAACAGCAAUCUCACAGGCCAGAUAGCUGUACGGACAAGCAGCUCCGAAUCUCCCUUCAUGCUUGCUACUAUAAUAUAUGGUGCAAUAUCAAUAUGCAAGCAACUCUUUUCUGGUGAAAGCCAGAAGUUCUUGCCAUAUUAGAUGAAUUUUUACAUUUAACUAUUUAAGUUUCGCAAUACUGGUUCAUUUCCUAGAACACUGUUUAAAAGAUAUUAGCAAUUUAUCCAAGUACUAUAUAUUUCUGGGGUCCAUGAAAUUGCUUCAUUUA
This is a messenger RNA of Daucus carota subsp. sativus, 3840 nucleotides long. Its product is annotated as translocase of chloroplast 159, chloroplastic. Gene Ontology annotation, molecular function: GTP binding. Gene Ontology annotation, biological process: protein targeting to chloroplast. The record is from RefSeq and is a predicted model, not a curated record. The coding region runs from base 171 to 3713 and encodes 1180 amino acids. The transcript has a single exon. NCBI's taxonomy places the organism in Eukaryota, Viridiplantae, Streptophyta, Magnoliopsida, Apiales, Apiaceae. Gene Ontology annotation, cellular component: chloroplast outer membrane.